AUGAAGCACUGGCUAUUGUUUAUUGGCUUCAUAGGUUUGUCAUGGGCCAGCCUCGACGCGCCCUCGGAGUCCGUUCCAAAUGAUCAGCCGAUUCCACCCGGUGUUGCUGCCCAAGAUGAUUCAAAACAUUCGACGGUGAAAGCUGACACGGCAAUGGAGACGACAACGAUCGCAUCGAAUUCAUCUUCCCCUUCAGCUUCAACACCUUCAACAUCUUUCAAUACGACGGGCUCCACAACACCGGGCGUUCAUCCAGUUCUCCCGAGCAACUACGUGGACCCAUCUCAACAAUUGAUAUCAACGGACGCCUCAAUGCAUCGAGAUCAACCGGGCGGUCAGGGUGGCCCUAGUCAGCCAACGGAAGUGUCAGGAGCGAUGAGUGGAACAAGUGAUACAACAAAUGAGGAGAGCUCAUCCCCAUCCACACAGGGAGUCGGUCUUUCAUCGAUGCUUCUCUCGGUUUUCUCUGUACUUCUUGCUUGUGCAUUU
Molecule: messenger RNA, 489 nt
Organism: Mesorhabditis belari
Lineage: Eukaryota; Metazoa; Nematoda; Chromadorea; Rhabditida; Rhabditidae
Source: the annotation of a GenBank genome assembly